Molecule: messenger RNA, 2031 nt
Organism: Colletotrichum lupini
Lineage: Eukaryota; Fungi; Ascomycota; Sordariomycetes; Glomerellales; Glomerellaceae
Exons: 9
Coding region: 1-2031 (676 amino acids)
Source: RefSeq, a predicted model, not a curated record
AUGCUGCACCGUCGACGGUUCGUCAAAACUUCAACGGUCAACCACAGCCAGAGAGACGUCGAUGUUGCGCCCUUCCAGAUUCCUUCAACAUCGAGAAAGGCACAGUGCCCCUCCAAACAUGCACUCAUGAGCUUCAGAAAACCAUACCAGCCUGUCGCUAUUGGUUGCCUCGUCGCAGUCUCUGUUGCUUGCCACACGCUCAUCCUCCACUUCUCAAACCUUAACUACCACGAUCCCUUCCUCUCGCGGACAUUGAGGCGCCCAUUGUCGUCCAACGUCGCCUGUCGUAUGCUCCACCGAGCCGGUAACCCGACAUUUGACUCCAACCAUGUCCAUGUUCAAGUGGGUGUCUCUGAGCGACCUUUCACAGCCCCUGGCCCGUCGGGCUCAGUCCCAUACAUCAGGUUCCACGGCAUAUCCAACACCAUGCCCCGUUUCAACCCAACCAACGCCUCCUGCAUCUUCGGCCUCAUCGUCGACAAUGCAACCGCCAAGCACCAAGCCCAACUAUGGGAUGUGUCGAAAACUCUGGAUUCCUCUCCGCGCCGCCGUCCCCCGGGCUUGAGUUCAACACCAUACGACACUAGGCGUUCGGAAGUAUGGAUAUCACUACCAUUAUUGACUGGGCGAUGCCGACGGAAUACAGCGGCCGACGGCAGACCACCCCGCACCACCUCACACACUUUCAACCCACCUGAACUUCUCGUCAACACCUUGGCUGGCGCAUACCCAUAUUAUCUGCAUACAAAGGCCACGCCACAGCGCAAAGCAUACUACCAAACAAGCAAUGACUUGCGUCUGCCUGCCCUGACUCGAUCCUCCUUGGGCCUUUCUGCAUCUACAAACCGCAACUGCCGCGUGGGGUCAAUGGGGCUGAUCUUUGAGCCCCAAAGAUGCGAUGCAACUCGACAUGUCUCCGUUGCUUGCUCACCGCUAUGCUCUGGCGACACCCGGCUGUUGUCGCAGUAUUUCCCUCACUCGCAGGCUGCGGCGUUUCUUGCAGAGGCAAGCCGCAAACGCAUGGAAGAAGGCAACAGGUGCAACGUCCCCCAGGCUGCCUUACCUGUGAAAGGCGACGAACGAUACUCAACACAAGGGAUGGCUGUCUUGACAGCCACGCCGACGACCAAAAAGAGGCAACGGCGAUACUCUCCCCCGGUUUUCUUCCGUUCAGACAAGGAGCAUCCCAUUUCAGUUGCUUCGCCAAACAGCCCUGCCGAAAGACAUGAUCCUAGCAGGCCUGUCGUUGACGGUGUACUAUUCAUUGGCAUUGCCAAUUGGCUUGACUUACCCACCUGUUCAACGCGUUCCUUCGCUUUUACUCUCGUCUGCUGUGGUCCCCGUCAGACAACGUUGACACUUGGACAGGGGCAGUCCCGGAGAUCCGCCAACAACGUCCGUUCCGGCGAAGCCCAAGACGGGGAUUUCCCCGUCCUGACAAUCCCAAGCCCCCAAAUAGCGCCGUUGGGUUCACACCCGACCAAUGUCGGGCACAUCCCCUCCGGAGACCGUCGUCUCGGUGAAGGAAAGAAAACUCUGAGAUGCUUAUUCUCGCAUCUCGAUCUCGCAACGUUUCAUCCAGAUCGGCCGACGAUGGCGGACCUUGAUGUGCUACGUGCGCGAAUUCACGCUGAGUUCUCCACGGGCAGGUCGAUGAGGUUUAGAAUGGUCUGUUUCCCACGUGGUUCACUACAGUGCCAAGAAAACACCGUAACGUCAUCUGAAUUGAGGCCAUAUAAUGGCACUCUAUAUAUCGUUGGCGCUUCUAACCAAGUCAAUGCCCCGGGAGCUGCAUUGCCUAGCAAGAGAGGCAACGACACCGACUACAGUGAAUAUUCUCAUCCAAGCGUAGUCCGUUCUUCCACGUGCCGUGAUUGGGCUCGAUAUUGUCGACCAGCAUUUCAUCUAGUUCACGAAAGGCUUAGACAAGGCGCAAACGGAUGGACUAUGCGGCUUAGCUUCGCCUCUCUACCAUCUCUCGUCAUCUCAUCAGAACACAUCUUCUGUUCUCAAGAGUAUGCCUCAAAGUAA